UAUUAUGUUCGAUAAUGAUUCAUUAAACAAUUCAUUAAUUGACUGAAGAAAAUCUCCAAGUGGCCUUAAUUCUUAAUCUAAUAGAAAUUUUCGAUCGACCGUCAAAACGUCCGCACAAACAAUGGUUGGAAGAGCUGAUCUUCAAGAAUUCGAAGAUCAUCUUCCUGACAAAGACGUAGCUCGUGGAUUCUAUGCCAAAUACGAACCAAAAGAAGUCCUUGGAAGAGGUGUAUCUAGCGUAGUUCGAUUAUGUGUUGAAAAGGACACCGGACGAGAAUAUGCUGCCAAAAUCAUUGAUAUUAGUGAUGAUGAGAGUGGAGCUGGUCACCAGAAUAGUUUUACAUUAUAUCAAGCUUCACAACGUGAAAUAGACAUACUUCGAAUAGUCGAUGGACAUCAUUAUAUCAUUAAACUUUACGAUGUUUUCGAAUCGUCUACUUAUAUAUUUCUUGUAUUUGAACUUUGUAAAAAUGGUGAAUUAUUCGACUAUCUAACAAAUGUGGUAACGUUAUCGGAAAAACGAACAAAAGUUAUAAUGAAACAGCUAUUCGAAGCUGUCGAUUAUCUUCACCAAAAAAGAGUAGUGCAUCGAGAUUUAAAACCCGAAAAUAUCCUAUUGGAUGAUGAAUACAAUAUUAAAGUUACUGAUUUUGGAUUCGCAAGAAUUAUUGCACCAGAUGAGAAAUUAUUCGAUUUAUGCGGAACUCCCGGUUAUUUAGCGCCCGAACUUCUUCGUGCUUCAAUGUAUGAAAAUGCAACAGGCUACGGACAAGAAGUUGAUUUAUGGGCUUGUGGUGUUAUCAUGUAUACUUUAUUAGUUGGUUUUCCUCCAUUUUGGCAUCGUAAACAAAUGAUUAUGUUAAGAAAUAUUAUGGAAGGUAAAUAUGAAUUUUGUAGUCCUGAAUGGGAUGAUGUAACCGAAGAGGCCAAAGAUCUGAUCCGUAAACUUUUGGUGAUAAAUCCGAUGGAUAGGUUACUUGCUAAUCAAGCUUUAAAACAUCCAUUUUUCCUUUCAGUCAAAACUCAAACGGCAAAAUUUAAUGCACGAAAAACAUUCAAAUUAGCCAUUGUAUGUGUGAGAGUCUUGAUCAGAAUAAAACGCUUAAAAUAUACUGCUGAAGUAAUUUCGAUGGAAACUAUACGUACUGCCCCAUACAAUAUUAAAAUCUUACGAAAGAUGGUCGAUGGAUGUGCAUUUCGUAUCUAUCAUCAUUGGGUUAAACAUGGUGAUGUUCAAAAUCGAGCAGCAUUGUUUGAGAAUCGACCGAAAAGAGAUUUGCUUCGAAACUCCAGCCAAGAUGAAAAAUUACUGCAUAAUUUUCAUUGCUAUUGAUUAUUGCAAAUAUAAUAAAUUCUUUUUCAUUUGA
This is a messenger RNA of Dermatophagoides pteronyssinus (European house dust mite), 1367 nucleotides long. It is a transcript of the gene PhKgamma, whose product is annotated as phosphorylase kinase gamma. Gene Ontology annotation, molecular function: calmodulin binding; phosphorylase kinase activity; ATP binding. Gene Ontology annotation, biological process: protein phosphorylation; glycogen metabolic process. The record is from RefSeq and is a predicted model, not a curated record. Gene Ontology annotation, cellular component: phosphorylase kinase complex. NCBI's taxonomy places the organism in Eukaryota, Metazoa, Arthropoda, Arachnida, Sarcoptiformes, Pyroglyphidae.